Molecule: messenger RNA, 3813 nt
Organism: Botrytis cinerea B05.10
Lineage: Eukaryota; Fungi; Ascomycota; Leotiomycetes; Helotiales; Sclerotiniaceae
Exons: 2
Coding region: 315-3434 (1039 amino acids)
Source: RefSeq, a predicted model, not a curated record
GAGGGUUGUAGGCUCAUUAACGUACUCUCACGAAAAGAAAGCCACCGUGAAUACCCAAUAAUUUCUUUUGUAGAUUGUUAAUACACAAUUGGUUUAUCCGCCUCGACUGCCCCGCCGUCCGCAGUCAUCAUGCACGCCCUCGUGCCCGGGCGCUUUCCCGCCCUUUUAUCCCGUGUGCCCUCGAUGUUCUCGUCUCAUAAUACCAUUUAUAGUCCAGCUUGAUCAUCAUUUAUGUGCACACCGUUUGACUCCUCCCCGACCCAUUCAUUCAAUUUCACCUAUCAUCCUGAAAUUCAAUAAUUACUACGUUCACAAUGGCUUUACCUUCUGCGGGGCAAACAUUUCCCACAGCCUUAUCGCGGGAUGCGGAUUCUUGGUUGUACAACACUGAAUUCUUGGGUGUAUCACAAGUUUUCUCAAACGAUCUGGAUGAUUUGAUGCAGGAUGUACCUAAUCUUGCAUUUUCUAAUGAUCCGAUUGAGUCGGGCACAGGGUUCACUCCUCAUUUCGUACAUGAUCUUCAUGCUACUCAACUUGAACCGGGCCAGGGCUCAUUUCAAGCAUUGGUUCCUGCUCAAGCGCCCCUCAACCAUGUGUCGAGUUUCAAUAAGGAAGCGAAUUCUAAAUCUAGUACAUCCACAACUGUCACAGAUACCUACUUGUUUAGUGCUACAAAUCGAGUUAAGGGGUCUGCUCGCAUAGGUAAAGCCAAAAAGUAUUCAAGAGGCGCUAGUGCCUCUAGUAUCAGAAAACGAACCAGACAACGGAAGGCACAUCUGUUAAAAGGAUUUGCUCUACUUGAGAAGGCAAGGGAGGCCCUGAAACCUUACUCUGAAUUGCCCAGAAACUUCGCCAUUUUACUCGAAUCUUCAUUUAGUCAGUUGGAAAAGAUUGUCGAAGAGGCCAUCUGCUCAGAUGACAUGUCUGAUUCGUCUUCAACUCCAGAAUCAUCGAAUUCGGAGAUGGACUCGGCAUAUGAAUCAAUCUCCGACGUUUCACUGUCGGAAAUCACAAACUCUGUGCAUGAGGAACAGAACAUUAAUUUCGAAAGGCAAACUACUGAGCCUACACCAUCCAGUAUUCACGAUUCAGAAGUUAGCCAGGGGGAAGAGACACCUAGACCGGUCCAGCCUUCAUCGCCUACUUAUCAAUGUACAUACGGAUCUAGAGGUGAACGAUGUCAACAUUCUACAAGCAGAAAGUCCGAUUGGAUUCGACACGAAGAAUCUGAGAAACAUUGGCCUCAGAAGCGUUAUAUGUGCAUGCUCUGCGCUGAACCAACAUCGGACGAAGAUCGGAAUCCUUGUUGCACUUACUGCCUUUUAGCAUUCUCCUCAAAUGUAGAAGUGUAUAGCCAUAGCUUGAAUUGUACCGAAGCAAGGAGGAAAGGCAAAACGUUCACAGGAGCAAAGACGGAUCACUUUCAGGCCCAUUUGGUUGAAGUUCAUCACUGUUCUGGACUUGACGAGAUCUCUGCAGCUUGGACAUACAACCAUACCACAAAAUGGCCAAGAUACUGUGGCUUUUGCACAUACCACUUCAAAGAUUGGGAAGAGAGAAAACAUCAUGUUGCCGAUCAUUUCAAAAGAGGUGCUGACAUCUCAGAUUGGAAUCCCGCAUUGCACAACCCCCGACGAAAAUCCGCGGAUAAGCCAGACUUCUCACCAAGAAGCGACGAUGAUGAUGAUGAUGAUGACGAUAACGACAACGAUAAUUGGCACCAACAUGGCAGAGGAAGGUAUGCUACAGAAGAAGCUACGCAAAGCGCCUACACCACGGUUAGCAGUGAAAUGAACUGUUUUUACCCCCUAUCAAACGAUAGCUACCUGGACUGGGGUAACAAUGUAGUGGGAUGGAGCCAGUAUAAUCUUGAUUCGAAGGAACGUUACUCGAAUUCACUUAUGAGCCGCGUCAACAUCCCUCGGAAAAGUCGACAGGGGAUGAAACGAAAACAUUCUGACUAUGGCGCCUAUGAACCCGAAUUCAUUAGCGACUCAUAUUCUACUGACCAUGCUUUAAGCUACAACUCAACCAAAACAGUGUUGAUGCACUUCCAAGGCACCGCAUCUGCGGCAGCGGCCCAAACGGGCAAAUGGACCACUUACAGCUACCAUCAUUCUCAACUUCUUCCUAACAGUAAUGCAACUAUCUCCUACAUAGAUGGAUCUGACGCUACGUCUUGGAUUUAUCCGCCGAAAUCUACUACGGCCCUUGAGACAGUCAAUGAUGCGUACGUGAGAAGAGAUGAUAGAUCGCAUCACAGAAUAAGUCCGGAAAACUUUAGAAUCAAGAGGGCACUUCCGAGAGUCAUACAUAAUUCAGAAAGUCAUAGAAGUCAUCGAGAGUAUGACAACUCUUAUUCCCAUUCAAGUUGUUCAAGAGAGCUUGGGCAACGUUUUGCCUGGAAACAACAUCGGCUAAACGUGAAUGCCAACGGAGACAGAAAGCCUCGCUUUGAAUGCAGCUGCUGUAAACGCUGUACUGAAUGUUUCACCGGCAAAGAUAAUAUUAGUGGCCAUUACAUAUCCGCUCAAAUACAACAUUUUAAAGACCAUCUGAAAUCUCACCAUCAAACAAUGGUUGGAGUUGGAAAACUUCUGCUUUCUGUAACAAAAAACUCAAGGUUUGAUAAUCAUCAACUCAAGCUUGAUCCUCAUGUCCGAGCCAAAGAAUUGAAGUUAGAAUUGAAGUUGUGGUCUGAUCAAUUUUAUCUCCCUCCCGGGAAGUGUGGAGAUGAAAGUUUUCUUGAAUGUUCCUACAAAAUCUCUUGGGGAGAUAUUGGAAGUUAUAUUUUUGAUCCUCCUAAUUGCUUUUCGAGCAAAAAACAGACUUGUGGACCAGGACAACGAUUGCAGGAGCAUUUCUCUGGAGAUAAGUGCUGUCGGAAUCACAAUAGGGCGAUUUGGCAUUUCUUUGAAGAGAAGUGUUGUCGGAAGCACAAUAGUGCCAUUGGACAUUCCUGCAAAAGAAACUUCAAUUGCCCUAAACACCAAGGAUUUAAAGAUCAACGUGGAUUGGGCCCCAACAUUUUUCUUUGGGAUUGUGCGAGAUCAUCUGGGGUUACCGAAGAGCAAUUGACUUGGAUCAUCCAACCGAAUUUCAAGCCUUUCGGUAUCACAUCAAACCGACCAAGAUAUCAAAAGGCGAAAUCAGAGUUUCCACAGUCGGUGGCACUUGAAAGAUAUCUUUCUGAUUACAACCGGUCCGAACACCUGGCGUACCUAGCUUCCCGUCGUAUUAGUUGUGAUGCAAGCGACGGUUCGAAUGCAUCGAUUGAAACUCUCAGCUUCACAUGUAGCGGAGCAACUCUCUCUGUGCAAGUUAAACAAGGAAAAUGGUGCUGUUUGUUCAGAUUGCCUAAAGAAUUGAACGUAGGACUUACAGUUGACGAUCUGCGAGCAACAUUCGAUGGCCAAGAUGUGGAUACGCAUUAGCUUUUAGGGGGCGUAAGAAACUUCAAGUUGGUUCUUACCACCUUUCCUGUUGACAUUAGCACAGCUGUACCGGAAGAUAGCAGUAAGGAUGUAGGAAAUUUAGAGUGAUAAACCAUUCUGGCAGUCGGCUUAUCAAAAUUCGGUUUCGGACGUUGUUUGAAGGAUACCAUGAGCAUAGGUGUUGGAUUUUAUUAGGAGUCAACGGGCAUAUUUCAUGAUGAUGGAAUUAGAAGUCCUUUUGUUUAAUGCGGGAACAUUUUAUGAACAAACUGGGAAUUAGAGCAAGAAUUUAGCAUGGUGUUAAAGGGGUUAAGUAUACUGCAGAGGAGUACAUUUGAUAUUAAUCAAAAGAAAAUUCUAGAACAUCAAGAAAUGAACA